CUUCCUUGCAGUUUAUUCUUCUGUGUUCAUUUUUAAGUACCAUUGAUAUGAUAUUAUACAGGACAGAAAUGACACUCAGAAAUGUUGUCAUUAUAAUGAAUCUGGAAGGUUAUAAUUUUUAAUAUAUUUUGUUACAAAAUAAAUUGAUAACUUGGCUGGAUCUGCAGAUGUCUUGGAAAACUAUGUAGAAGUAAGGGUGACAAGUCUUGCCUUAUUUUCUUGCUGGAGAUUGUUUGCUGCCAUCUGCUGGACAGAAGUUGAUUAUCAUGGUUUGCAACAAGACAAAUGCUCAGUGUUAAAGCUGAACACUUGGAGGGAAAGAUGCAGGAAGACUGGCAACAAAUCUGCUGCUGUAUCCUAUGUAAUGGUGAGGGCUGAUUCAAAGCUUAGAGAGAACCAUAUACAGAACAGAAAAAUGAAGCUUUCCCUCAGUGUUUUGUCCAUGUUUGUAGCUCUGGUUGGAGCACUGGGAUUUAUCUUUUUGGUGAUGGCAAUUGGUACUGAUUUCUGGUAUAUCAUAGAUGCUUCUAAACUAGAGAAAAUGAACAACAACUAUUCAGAUCCAUUAAGCUCACACUCUGGACUUUGGAGAACUUGUAAAUUUAGGAGCAGAUGUUUACCUCUGGUAAAUCCCUUCUGGCAUGGCAAUAUAAGCUUCACAGAUUCCCAAAGACAACUCUUAAACAUGCAUGGGACCUUUGUGGUUUUGCUGCCUCUCAGCCUUAUCCUGAUGAUUUUUGGUGGCAUGGCAGGGUUUGUCAGUAUCCUUGCAAGAGUUUACCUUCUGCUCCUACUGACUGGAACACUUUUCCUUUUUGGAGCACUUGUUACCUUGACAGGAAUUAGUGUCUACAUAGCAUAUUCUGCAGCAGCGUUUAAAGAAGCUCUUUGUGUUUCUGGGAAAAAAAUCCUUGAAGAUAUUGAUAUCAGGUUUGGCUGGUCGUUAGCUCUUGCGUGGAUAUCCUUCAUUGCAGAAAUACUUACAGGACUUACAUUCCUAUUGGCUGCAAGAAUUGUGGGCCUGAAACGAAGACGUGAACAGACAAUAUAGUUGCAGCACUUUAACAGAAGCAGUGUAUCAUAAUAUAAAUGAAUGUAUGUCGAUGUUUAUUUCUGUAUAAUAUUUGUAUUUUAAUUGUACAUAUUAUGUAUGUAAAAAUGAAUCUGCAUUUUCCUCUCUAGAAUAUUGACAUGAAAUAUAAAUGCUAUUUUAAAGUUUAUGAGAAACCAAAAUGUCUAGUAAAAACUUUUUAUGCAGUUUGGAUUAUGGUGCAUAUACACACUGUGUUCUGUACUUUUCUUGUUGCUGUUUGUAUACCCAUUGCUAAACUGAAGUUAUAAACAGUGGGGUCAUCAAUAAAUCAUUCUUUCUAAUUUUCA
This is a messenger RNA of Protopterus annectens (West African lungfish), 1380 nucleotides long. It is a transcript of the gene TMEM114, whose product is annotated as transmembrane protein 114. Gene Ontology annotation, cellular component: apical plasma membrane. The coding region runs from base 365 to 1051 and encodes 228 amino acids. Lineage: Eukaryota; Metazoa; Chordata; Ceratodontiformes; Protopteridae. The transcript is spliced from 4 exons. The record is from RefSeq and is a predicted model, not a curated record.